Molecule: messenger RNA, 582 nt
Organism: Acanthamoeba castellanii str. Neff
Lineage: Eukaryota; Discosea; Longamoebia; Acanthamoebidae
Exons: 3
Coding region: 1-582 (193 amino acids)
Source: RefSeq, a predicted model, not a curated record
AUGCACACUAAUCAGAACCACGAAUCGCUGCUCAUUUUGACCGAGCUCACGUCGAUCUUCACCGAUGAGAAGGAUGCGCAACUCAUCUGUGCCAUCAAGGAAAAGGAGAGCCUCAUUCGGGCUCGACACGACGCGAAACAAGCGGAAAUGAAGAACACCAUCAAAGCGCUCACAUCCGAUGUGAGGAAGAUCGAGAUGAAGGCGCAACGAAAAGAAUCUAAAGAGCAGUUCAACGCUAAGAUUGCAGCCCUCGAGAAGGAGAAGGACCUCGUAACGACGAAUCUCGGCCAGUAUGAGCGAAACAUCAAGAAGAUGGACGAGGAAUUGAGCCGGUUGUCGCUCGUCGAGACGAACAUGCAGGCUAAGGCGAGCACCAUCAGUCGAGAAACAGGAGAUGAGGUGCCGCGGACGAAGCAUCUUUUGAGCCUUUACCGCAGCAUUUCCAACAUCCAAUGGCGCCACGAUUCGGAUUUCAUCGAAGGACAUGUCACACUUGUGGACGAUGUGCGGCCAUUCUCCUUCGAUCCGACCAAGCACCCCAAGGUCGUCGUGGCCGAUCAGCUCUGGGAUCUCCUGGCGUGA